UCCCGAACCACUCUCGCGCGUCUUGCGUCAUUGGAGUCUGUGAUCUACAGGAGGCGCGAUUCAUUUCCAUCCGCUUUCACUCAUUCAACAAGCUGUACGUUUUCUGAGUGGUUUCUGUCAGGUUUGCAGGAGGAUUACAGCAAUAACACGGGUCAGAAGAAAUGGAGUUGCAGAAAUUGAACCGAACCGCUGCACCCACACGGUAACGCGAGCAUCGAUGAGGAGAGGACUGAAGAAUGGCUGCUCCUGACCUCCUUGAUCCUAAAACAGCCACUCACAACUCCAAACCACGUCUGUCGUUCUCAGCUCAGCCAGUGCUGCGGAAAUCUCCAGAUGACUUUGAGCCUCGUGUGACUGUUAUGCGCUGGAAAACAGUGCUGAGUGUCUUCCUGCUGGUGGUGCUGUACUUGAUUCUUGGAGCGACUGUGUUUAAAGAGCUGGAACAGCCUCAUGAGACAUCCCAGAAACUGGCCAUCCUGGUGGAAAAACUGGAAUUCCUUGAGCAGCAUCCAUGUGUCAACUCAUCAGACCUGGAAAACUUAGUGAAGCAAGUGGUUUCAGCAUUACGAGCAGGAGUGAACCCUUCAGGAAAUUCAUCCAAUCAGAGCAGUUUAUGGGACCUCAGCAACUCCUUCUUCUUCGCUGGAACAGUUAUUACAACCAUAGGAUUUGGGAAUAUCUCACCUCACACAGAGGGUGGACGCAUCUUCUGUAUUAUCUACGCCCUGUUGGGAAUUCCUCUGUUUGGAUUUUUGCUGGCAGGAGUCGGAGAUCAGCUUGGAACAAUCUUUGGAAAAGCAAUUGCUAAAGUGGAGGGGAUGAUUGAUAAGUGGAAUGUGAGUCAAACCAAGAUCCGUGUGAUUUCUACCGUUCUUUUCAUUUUGUUUGGUUGCCUCCUCUUCGUCACACUACCUGCCAUCAUAUUCAAACACAUUGAGGGCUGGAGUGCACUGGAGUCCAUCUACUUUGUCGUCAUUACCUUGACAACCAUCGGCUUUGGAGAUUUUGUCGCAGGCGAGGGUGAGCGGCGUCAGCAUGAAGAGAACAGUGGUGGUUCUGAGUUGGAGUACCUGGACUACUACAAGCCCCUGGUGUGGUUCUGGAUCCUGAUUGGUUUGGCAUACUUCGCUGCUGUUCUCAGCAUGAUUGGAGACUGGUUUCGUGUCAUAUCCAAGAAAACAAAAGAAGAGGUAGGAGAAUUUCGAGCUCAUGCUGCCGAAUGGACUGCUAAUGUGUCUGCUGAGUUUAAAGAGACACGCCGGCGAUUGAGUGUCGACAUUUAUGACAAAUUCCAGCGUGCUGCAUCGAUUAAGCGCAAACUGUCAGCUGAAAUAAACCUCAGCCCACCGGCCAAUCACCAGAUGACUCCAGGGAAACGUGCACGUUCAGUUAACCUUGGAGAUGAGAGAGAGGCGUAUCCCUACACAUUUGUACGAAACGGAAGCUUAUUCCUCAAUGGUCUCAUCCCGGAUUACGCUGACCAUCGGGAUAUCACUAAAAUACAAACAAAAUGAAAGGGAGCUAAAGAUGUUCACAGAUAAACUGUGAAAAGAUAAGAUGUAUAAAAAAGAAUAAAACAAGAAAAAAUAAGGGGGCAAAGAAAAGACUUUAAGAUAAAAUAUGUUCUAACUUUUAAUGUGGACAAAAAUCAUUGUUUUCCAUUGACAGCCAUGCAAAAGUAGCCAUGUAUUCUGAUUGAAUUUUUGUUAGCCACGUAUAAUAAAUUACUUUAAUUUAUAUGAUUACAGAUUACAGAUUAAUAUACUGUAGAUUUUUCACAAGUGUUCUGUGGCAAGGCUCUACAUGGCAGUCUUUCUGCUGCAAGAAUGGGCUAAUAUGGACAGCCAAGAAACUGCAACGGAAAUGAAUGGGAAUGCUAAUGGGGCGCUCUCUUGAGUUAUAUUUCUUCCUGAGUGUCUACCACACUACAAGACAAGGUCUACAAAGCCUGACUUUUGGUUCUGACAGUAUAGUGAAGUCGCAACCAGAAGAGACACAGUCAACAGGUAGGUAAGUCCUGCCAUCAGUCAUGUCAAAAUGAUCAUAUUUAUGAGAUGAGCACACAUGAACAUCAACACAAUGUCUUAAUUACCAGUGGGAGUAACUCUCCUAAGAAAAAAAGGGUCACACAUUAGCUGCUGGGCAUUUCUGAAAGUUUAUAAGCAAACGUUUGGGACGUCACUACAAUAAAAAUUUACACUAUACUUCUAAAAGUUUAAACCUAAAACAAUAUGAAAAUGUAACAUCUGAUAAAAAAAAAAAUCACAUUAUGACAGUAUAGCAUUUCUAGAUUUUGUGCUUAAAAAUGUAUACUUGGAUUCUUUGUCAUAGACAUAAAAGUAUUAUUUUUUGUUUGUAUGGUGAAAAAAAAAAAAACCAUUAUACACAUAAAUUUGACAAUGCAUACAACCAAAGCCAACAAUAGCACUCUUUUGAAUGUUGAUGGUCUCAUCCUUUCAUUUGUGUGUGUGUGUGUGUUUUGUUUUGUUUUUGUUUGUUCAUAUUAUCUAUAAAAAGUCACUACGUUUUGAACCAAGAAAGCAAACAAAAAUGACUAAAAUUCUUAAUGGGCUAAAGCAGACACAUUUGAUUUGUGACUUGAGGUCUGAAGUGGACUCGAAGGCAGCAAAAGUAUCUGAGCGCUGGUUGCUCAAGUGUAGGGGUUAUUGUAGAGGCAAGUGCAGGUAUAAAAGUGUUCUUCAUGUGACAUUCACAGAGCAAAACCACUUUUCUCCAAAUAUAAUAAGGAAAGCUUUUAACGCUCCAAGUAUUUGUUGUGGCAGUGCAGCUUCAGUUUGAACUGUUUCCAUUUUUGACGUGCUGCAUGAAUACCCCAGGCACUUUUUCCUGUGUCCUUGCUAUUUGCUUAAGUCAUGAUGUAUCGAAUACGGUUUCUGGGGCCAAGCCUCUACACUAUUUUGUAAAGACCACCCGUUGGGCCAACAAUGGAAUCCAACGGCGUGGGCGAAGGUAUUUAUAAUGUGUGUGGGUCUUUUACUUGCGCUUCUGCAAAGUUCACUUAAUUUAUCAGGAUUUUGUUUAAAUUUACUCUAGCUUUGUGUUAAAUCUCACUCCAGUUUUCAAGUGAUCAUUAAAUUAUCCCAUACUUUCAAUUUUUUGUUCAUCAGGGACCUAAUUUAGCAUUUGAGUCUCAUGCUGGCCGUACAUGGCCAACUCUCAUGAUCACAAACUCACCAGUUUGAUUUUAGUCAGAGGGUGUAGGUUCUUGCUAAAUCAGUUAUAGACAGAAAUCAGAUGGUCUCGGAUGAAGUGCCUACUGCACCAUUCAUUCAGGAGCUUUUAGUUCAUUCUGUCCUGGCUAUAAUUUUGAGGUAACAUCAGCCUAUACUAGUCAUAAUGAUUUCAGGAGAGUUCAGAAUAAACCACAUAGAACAUAUUAUUUGUCAGGUAAAAAUGCAUCACGCCAGUUGCAUAAUUAAACAAUCAGAAGCCAGUUCAGAAGAGAUAAUGCAAUUGUGAAUUAGAUUGUAGCCACUUGCCAAUUCUAUGCUCCAGUACAUGGAUUACUGUAACUAUAUGGGAAAUGGACAAGUGCUCUACAUAGGAGACAAACAAAUUCAACAGUCACACAUGUAACUUGAAAUUGUUAGACAAUUUUCUGGACAAUUGCUGGACUAGCAAUGCUGAUUUUUCAGCAGGAUUUUUCGCAUAUUAAAGAAUAAACUCAACUAGCCUAUAUGUACAUGUAGUAGCACAAGCAACUAUAAUGUGUGUUCUGUGAACAGAUUGUGUUUAACAAAAUUACAUAUUUGAAAAUAAAAGAAAUGCAUCCCAGACAGCAGAGAGACAUGCAAUAGCAUGUGAGAGUUUUAGUGCAAAGCCCCAGAGACACGCACACACUGCGUUUUCUGGUUACAGAAUUCCCAAUUAAUGUCUUGCCACUUUCCUUAUAUAUCCAGAGCAGAGCAAAUAUAUCUUCCAAUCUAAGUUGUAAAAACAUUUUGAUUGGUCAGCAUCUGUGACCCAGCAGUCACACCUGGUUGGAAAACAUUCUCACCAGACGCUGAGGGGAGACACUCCUCAAGCAGCAGAACACAAUUCUUCAAACGUUUUAAAUCUUUCCAAUAAUAUAUGUGACUGCUGUGUAACUGAGAGCAUUGUACCAAUCACACUGAGGCAUUUUAAAUGAUACCAAACAAGAGAACAAGGGAACAACAGCAUGCUUUGUGAGAGUUCCUGAACUUUGGUUGGAUAAUUUAAAGUACGAAUCUCAACAGCCGGUUAUGCUUUUAAAAAAAAAAUCACAGAGUACACAACAGUCUCUGGACUCAUGGCACCCAGGACAUGCAAUUUAACAAUUCACAAAGCAUUAAUCACUGUUUAGUAGAUUGAGAUUUUGGUUUGAAAAUAAAGGUUAGGAUAAUUUUUUCUGUAGUAUUACAGCACAAUGUAGGCGUACAUUAGGACCAUUUAUUGUUUGCUUUUUGAAUCUGAAGCACCGUUUGGACACAAAACAGUGAUGCAUGGCAUCAGACUUAAGUGAACAGGUGAAGAGCAUAAACAUUUAACCUUCUCUCUUUUUAAACUUCUAAAAUAAUUCACACAAUUUUGGUGUUUAGUGUUCUCAAAUAGCCCUUACAAAAUUAGCUUUACUGUGCAUAAGAAUGGAUUCCUUAAAAAAUGAAGUAGGAUACAAAAUUUAAUUUUAUUGUUGCUGAUAUAUAUCCCCCAACUCAUAACUGAUCCAUGGUUAGUGGGCAGCUUCACCAUAUGCAGAUUAGACAAGCUCAAAUCAUUGACCUUUUCCCAUGCGGAGACAUUGAAGAAUGAUAUAAGGAGAGUAAUUGGGUUUCAUUAGCAGAACAUACUUACCUUUCUGCUGAUGACGAUGAUGCUACUCCUUAUGUAUUUAGUUUAAUUGGGAACAGGUGCCUUUGGUUCAUGGUUAAUUAUUGUUUCCUAUGGCAACCCUGACAGGCUCACAGAAGGCCAUCCAGUAUGUAAUCAACUAUAGCUGUUUUGAUAUUUUCAGAGGAUACAUUUGAAACUGACUCUUAAAAUGGAAUGUUUUAUUUCAAGUGUAUCUUAUUAGCCAACCUAAACUACCAUUUUACCAUUUGCGGGGUUGGUAAAAAAAAAUAAUAAUAAAAAAAAAAAUAAGUAAAAUCUGUGCUGUUACUGUUGGUCUUUUUUUUUUUUUUUUUUUUUUGUCAAAUAUUUCUGCUGCCUUGGACUAAAAGUCACCUUGUGCAAUCCUGACAAAAACUGCCUAACCCACCCUAACCAAUCAGACAUCAAAAUCCCACUGUAACCAGCAGAGCAGGGUAGAGUACUUACUAAAUGUAGUUUAUUACUGAUUACAGAUUACUGAAAAUGUCUCG
Molecule: messenger RNA, 5342 nt
Organism: Labeo rohita (rohu)
Lineage: Eukaryota; Metazoa; Chordata; Actinopteri; Cypriniformes; Cyprinidae
Gene: kcnk2b
Product: potassium channel, subfamily K, member 2b
Exons: 7
Coding region: 237-1514 (425 amino acids)
Biological process (GO): potassium ion transmembrane transport; stabilization of membrane potential
Cellular component (GO): membrane
Molecular function (GO): potassium ion leak channel activity; outward rectifier potassium channel activity
Source: RefSeq, a predicted model, not a curated record